AUGACUGCAGACACAAUGAGGAUGCUGGUGUCAUCUGUUCAGGUGCCUCAGUUGGAGAAGAUAGAAGUGCAGCUGCCAGCACACUCCAAACCCCUCACACUGUUAAAUGGAGAGAGCCAGUGCGAUGGCCAAGUCGAGAUUUUCCUCAGCAGCACGUGGGGCAGAGUCCAGGCUGAUCAGUGGAACAUGACUGAUGCCAGAGUCGUGUGCAGGCAGCUCCAGUGUGGAGAAGUGGAGAGAGCCUAUCACCCCCUGACAUCUGAGCAAGAGAUGGACUCUGUGGGGCUGAGAAGUGUCUGGUGUGCAGGACAAGAGCCUCAUCUGACACUUUGCAAUACCAGCCUAUCUUCAAAUGUGCAGGCAGGAAUUGCUGAGGACAUUGGUGUUGUUUGUUCAGGAAGCAGGCAGCUCAGAUUGGUAAAUGGGACAGGUCGCUGUGCUGGAAGAGUGGAGAUUUACUACCAGGGCAUCUGGGGGACAGUGUGUGAUGAUUCCUGGGACCAAACAAACUCCAACGUGGUUUGCAAACAACUGGGAUGUGGACACGCCAUCAAGGCAGCUGCUUCUGCUUAUUAUGGGGAAGGCUCAGGACAGAUCUGGCUGGAUGAUGUGAACUGCUCUGGGAAUGAAUCCGAGCUCUGGGAGUGCCCUUCCAGGGGCUGGGGGCAGCACAACUGCAGGCAAAAGGAGGAUGCAGGAGUGCUCUGCUCAGAGUUCAUGGAUCUGAAGCUGGUGAAUGGUGAUGAUUGUGCUGGGUGGCUGGAGAUUUUCUAUAAUGGGACGUGGGGGAGUGUGUGCUCUAAUCAGAUGACUGAAGCCACUGUGGCCAUUAUAUGCAAGCAACUGGGCUGUGGGAAUGGAGGACAAUUUGCAGGAGACUUUGCAUAUGGACACGGUUCUGGCCCCUUGUGGCUGGACCUCAUUCAGUGCCAUGAACAUCACAGCUCCCUGUGGGAGUGUUCAUCAAAGCCUUGGGACCCUCACUCAUGCAAUUCCCGGGGAGAAGAGACGCACAUUACUUGUACUGGAAAAAAAGAGAAAACAACACAGUUUGCUGAGUGUCCAAACAUCACAAAAUGCACAGACAAAGAGAAGCUCCGCGUUGUGGGAAGAGAGGACAGAUGCUCGGGGAGAGUGGAGGUUUGGCACUGUAGCUCCUGGGGAACAGUGUGUGAUGAUUUAUGGGACAUGGCAGAUGCUGAUGUUGUGUGCAAACAACUGGGCUGUGGAGCUGCUGUGUCUGCCCUGGGUGAGGCUGCAUUUGGGGAGGGGACUGGCCCCAUCUGGCUGGAGAAGGUGAAUUGCAAAGGAACAGAGUCAUCUCUGUGGGACUGUUGUGCUGAGCCCUGAGGAGACAGUAGAUGCCAUCACAAAGAAGAUGCUGCUGUGAUCUGCACCGAUUCUGGAACAUACUCAGGAUCCAUAACUGAAGCUGUGUAUGAAGAGAUUGAUUAUAAGAAGAAGAAAGACAAGCUUGAGAUGUACAGUCACUCAGUCCCCUAUUCAGAGGACUCCAUGAUGGAGCUGCAGCAUUACACUGAGAACAGUGAGGAAGAGAAUGGCCCUGGAUCAGCACAAGAGGAAACAUAUCCUGGGGAUUACCAGCUGGAUUAUGAUAUCGUGGAGGAACCCGACUUAAGUGAUGUCCCUGUGCCUCCAGACAGUCAAGGACUUAGGCCAGAAUACAAAGAUAUGGUGUGGUAUGGUGUGAAGCCCCUGCCCUGGCUGAAGGUGUCACAGAAGGUGGUUAUGAUGAUGCCGGAGAAGUUCCUGAUCUUGCAUGUGAUCCUGUUUUUGGGCAGCAAUACCAGGGAAUCCUUGGUGUCCCAGCAGAACGAGACAUGA
This is a messenger RNA of Alligator sinensis (Chinese alligator), 1845 nucleotides long. Its product is annotated as antigen WC1.1-like. The record is from RefSeq and is a predicted model, not a curated record. The transcript is spliced from 12 exons. Gene Ontology annotation, cellular component: membrane. NCBI's taxonomy places the organism in Eukaryota, Metazoa, Chordata, Crocodylia, Alligatoridae.